Messenger RNA from Engraulis encrasicolus (European anchovy), 3292 nucleotides. RefSeq names its product guanylate cyclase 2Cb (gene gucy2cb). Gene Ontology annotation, biological process: receptor guanylyl cyclase signaling pathway; cGMP biosynthetic process; intracellular signal transduction. Gene Ontology annotation, molecular function: protein kinase activity; ATP binding; adenylate cyclase activity. The transcript is spliced from 27 exons. Gene Ontology annotation, cellular component: plasma membrane. The coding region runs from base 1 to 3270 and encodes 1089 amino acids. Lineage: Eukaryota; Metazoa; Chordata; Actinopteri; Clupeiformes; Engraulidae. The record is from RefSeq and is a predicted model, not a curated record.
AUGGGAGAGCUGCCACCCCAGCUUUGGAUCAACAUCUGUUUGUUGACACUUAUUUUGGACGGUUGCGCAUCCGUGAGCCUCCCCUGUCUCAAAGGUAUAACUACCAUCAAUGUGAUAUUACUGGAUGACGACGUUUCACCCUGGACUAUUAAUUCUGUGAGGGAGGCCGUGGAUGAGGCUCUGGUCAUUGAUGGCUCGAUCAACUAUGAUGACGGUAUUGCAUUCAACAUGACUGCCAACUACAGCGGCUUCCGGACUGAGUUUUACAGACAACAAGGCUGCCGCAGCAGUAGCUGUGAAGGAGUUCAGAUCCUGAAGUCACUAGUUGGAAAUGGCGAAGUUGGCUGUGUGUUGAUGGGACCCACGUGCACAUAUGCAAUCUUCAAUAUGGUGGACUCGGACGUGGGUCUGGACGUGCGCGUGCCGGUCUUCUCGGCCGGAGCCUUUGGCCUGUCCUGCGACAACAAAACCAACCUGAUGCGCAUACUGCCCCCCGCCCGCAAGAUCUCCAACUUCUUCACACACUUUUGGAAGCACGAAGACAACUGGAAGCCAAUUUGGAACCUGACCUACAUCUACAAGAACCCCAACUAUGAGACAUCAACCGAGGACUGCUUUUGGUACAUCAACGCUUUGGAGGCGGAGUCAAUGGAGUUUGCGUUGAGCCUCAAGAAACGUGUUCUGCUUCGAAAAGAGGAGGAGCUGAGGGAGGCUCUGGAGAACAAAGCAAGGGACAGCAACCUCUUCAUCGUAUGUGGAACCCCUGCGGACAUCGUCCACCUGAAGAAUACCACUAGUGCUGCUGGCUCAGAUGUCGUUAUCAUUCUCAUCGACCUUUACAAUGACCAGUAUUACAGAAAUGCGUCCUCUCUGCCAGAGAUGAGAAAUGUGCUGGUACUGACCAUGCCCAACACGAGAAACUACACCGUUGGAGAAACCAUCAACACCACAACCAACGACUAUACGGUAGCUUACCAUGAUGCCGUGCUGUUUGUGGGGGAAGUGAUGCGGGAGAUCCUGGCCAUCGAUGGUUCCGUCCACAUGAUGGCAGAGGAGCAGAGCAAUUUGACAACCAAAUUCAGAAACGUUACUUUCCAAGGCAUGGCUGGAGUCUACCAUCUGGAUGAAGCGGGGGACAGAGAUGUCAACUUCACUAUCAUUUACACCAACACCACUGACCAGUACAAAAUCCUCUAUGAAUACAGCACCAUCACCAAGGUGACCACGCUUGUGGACCUACAUCCCAACUUCAUCUGGUCCUCUCGUCUUCCUGAGGACAGCCCUGCCCUCAAGACAGGCCUACGGGAUCAUGAUGUCAUAAUCAUCGCCCUGGGAACCACAGUGAUGGGUGUCAUGGCCUCCUUGGCUUUCAUCUUUUACUGGCAGAACAGGGCAUACCGCCGCAUCCAGAAGAGGUGGUCCCACAUCCCCUCUGACCUGGUCACUCCUCUGGACAGCAGUGCACUGAGCACUGUCUGCCUGACGAUUGAAGACAAGAGCCAUAAAGAAAAGGAGAGGAGCUUCAGGAUACGCCGUGCCCGAUAUGACAAAAAGGUAGUGAUUAUGAAGCAACUGGUUCAUUCGGAGGGCUACUUCACUGAGAGCCAGAGGAUUGAACUCAAUGCUCUGCUCCAUAUCGAUUACUACAACCUGACUAAGUUCUAUGGCACGGUGAGAUUGGACCAGGACGUCUUUGGUGUUUUUGAGUACGGAGAGAGAGGCUCAUUAAGAUAUGUGCUCAAUGACAAGAUCUCGUAUCCUGAGGAUACCUUCAUGGACCGGGAGUUUAAGAUAUCCGUCAUGUAUGACAUCGCCAAGGGCAUGUCUUACCUGCACGCCAGCAAUAUCGAGGUCCACGGACGACUGAAGUCCACAAACUGUGUGGUGGACAACCGUAUGGUGGUUAAAAUCACUGACUUUGGGUUCCGAACUAUCCUUGUCCCUGGCAGAGACCUGUGGACGGCUCCAGAGCACCUGCGUAAGGAGGGUAUCUCCCAGAAAGGGGACGUCUACAGCUUUGCCAUCAUCGCCCAGGAGAUCAUGCUGCGCAGGUGCACUUUCUACACAGAGUCCGUCUCAGACCGCUCUGAGAAGUUGUCCAGGAUUCAGUACCCCAGUCUGUACUGUUACUUCCGCCCGGAUCUCUACUUUGACACGGCAGAAGAGAGAGAGCAGGAGGUGUUCAGACUGAUCAAAAGCUGCUGGGAUGAAGAUCCAGAGAGGAGACCCGACUUCAAGAAGGUGGAAAUCACCCUCGGCAAAAUCGUCAGCAGCCUCCACAACCAGGCUAAUGAGAGCUACAUGGGCAACCUGAUCCGACGACUACAGAUGUACUCCCGCAAUCUGGAGUACCUGGUGGAGGAGAGGACAGCACUCUACAAGGCGGAGAGGGACCGCGCAGACGACCUCAACGUCAGACUACUGCCUGGUCCAGUGGUGCGCUCACUGAAGGAGACGGGCAGUGUGGAGCCGGAGCUGUUCGACGAGGUCACCAUCUACUUCAGCGACAUCGUGGGCUUCACCACACUCUGCCACUACAGCACGCCCAUGGAGGUGGUGAACAUGCUCAACGACAUCUACAAGAACUUCGAUAGCAUCCUGGACAACCAUGACGUGUACAAGGUGGAGACGAUUGGUGAUGCGUACAUGGUGGCGUCAGGCCUGCCCAAUCGUAACGGCAACAGGCACGCCACGGACAUCUGCAGCAUGGCACUGGACAUCCUGGCAUUCAUGGGCACGUUCGAGCUGCGCCACCUGCCUGGCAUCCCCCUGUGGAUACGAAUAGGGGUCCACUCAGGUCCCUGUGCGGCUGGUGUGGUGGGCAUUAAGAUGCCAAGGUACUGCCUGUUUGGUGACACCGUCAACACCGCCUCCAGGAUGGAAUCUACCGGAUUGCCCCUCCGAAUCCACGUGAGCCAAUCGACCAUCAAUAUUCUGGAGCGCUCAGACAGCGACUUUGAUUACGAGAAGAGAGGAGAGACGUUUCUUAAGGGCAAGGGCAAAGAGAUGACAUACUGGCUAACCGGCGAUAAUAGACAGAAGUACAAUUUGCCAACCCCUCCAACAGCUGAGAACUUCCAGCGUCUGCAGCAGGACCUGGCUGAGAUGAUCCGCGUAACCCUGUCCAAGCGCCUCCCGGGCCCAGAGAAGAGGAAGACGCUGUCCACGCGCCAGAGGAGGGUGGAGCUUCACGGCGGCCCGCUGGACGACGAGGACGAGCCCGAGUACCUCCACCUGGCCUCCGCAGACGACACCAGCACCUACCUGUAGCUCACCCGGCCUCUGUGGAAGA